Messenger RNA from Brassica rapa (field mustard), 3607 nucleotides. Its product is annotated as histone-lysine N-methyltransferase SUVR4. Lineage: Eukaryota; Viridiplantae; Streptophyta; Magnoliopsida; Brassicales; Brassicaceae. Gene Ontology annotation, molecular function: protein binding; histone methyltransferase activity; zinc ion binding. Gene Ontology annotation, cellular component: nucleus. The record is from RefSeq and is a predicted model, not a curated record.
UUUCUCUCAGAACUCAACUCUCUCUCUCUCAACUCUCUCCACUAAAAGCUUGAAACCCUAACUCCGGUCCGGCGCUCGCCGGUACCGGAGGUCGUCCUUCUCAACCCUUCCUCCUUUUCCUUUUGCCUUUCCUUUCUUCUGUUUGACUUCUCCAUGGCCGAUAUGCAUGUUGUUCUGAGUCUGUCGGUGCUGCGUCGAGUUUCAAUCGAACAAAGACGGGUUCAAUCGGCGUUUUUUGGAAGAACGGCGAGGCUACGGAGCAACAGAGGUGGAAAGGUCGGCUUUUAGGGCUGGAUUGAGAACCAGAUCUGGGUUUUCCUUUUUCCAGAUCUAGGGCUUCUCUUCCUCGGCGGCGGCGCGUGACUCAGUGGGGAGCAUCUUCCGCCUCGUGCGACGGUGAGAGGCCGGAGGAUCGACGUGACGGCAGCUGAAGAUGGUCAUGUUUCUCGGUUCUCGGGAACAGCGUGACGCAGAGCCUUGUUUUGUCAGAGUGGUCAGCUGAUGAAGCGAGUUCUGUAGCUGGUUCGCGGUGAGGCUCAGCUUCCCAGUGUCGGCGGCGGUUCCUCCACCUUGUCGACAGCGGAGCCCACACCAUUGGAAGCUUGAAUACUGUACCAGUUUCGAUGCUUCCGCCAAGGCCCGACUUUUAUUUUCCCCAGCACGGAUUGUUUCCGUUGGCUGGCGAUGGAGUGAGGCAUGGUCGCUGGUGAAGCUACUCCGGUCAAGAAUGCAUCGCUUCGGUGUUGAGGUGUUGGUCCAAGUACUGAACUCAUAUCUCUUGGUGACUGGCACUUGGUUUUAUUAGGUUAAUCUUGAUUAGGAAUAGCUAAUAUCCGGGCUUAUGUUUUUCACUGGUGUGGUAGAAUGUUAGGGGUUGAAGAGACAGCUCUUUGUCUGUGACAGAGCUUGUUCUCACUGGGUUUAAUUACAUCAAAGUAUAAAAUUCGGUAGUCUAUGAUCCAAUCUAGUGAUCUUUUGAUGGUACUGAAUCACUUUGUAUGUAAAAGUGGUUGAAAUCCUUGUGGUUAAAAAUCAUGUAAUCCCCCAAUUGGUAAAUGAAAAGUUGAUGUUGAGCCAAAAAAAAAAAAAAAAAUAGAAUACAGCCCCCUUAAUGUUUUCUAAAGACCAAAACUAUUAUUUACAGAGACGGAAGUAGCCCAUAACUUGGGGUUGUCUGCCUCUCAAGUCAACGGGCCUACGCAGUCAAAAAAGUCAAUGGGCCUAUAGACAAUAAAUACAGUGUCUCUCUCUCUCUCUUGCGGGGAAAACAAUUUACCCGAGCCGCAGUGAAUCGGAUCUUUCCGAGAAAAUCAAUUUAGGGCAUUUCCCAGUAACUUUAUUACAUUAGCCCGCUGAUUUGGAGAAGGCUUCCGUGUGAAUAGUGACUCUCCGUACCAAGUUACCAACCACUGAGGUAUUGUUCUUUCGAGUUACGUUAGUUUGCAGUUUUCGCUGCAAGUGAUCUGCUUUAAAUGCAACCAAUGUUGCUCAACGACGAGAGGGUGCGCAGAGCUUGUGAGAAAACAAGGGAGCUCAAGAUUCCUGAUGAGAAGACUCUCCUUGUGCUUAGGAAGCUGCUGAGAGAGAACGGUGAGAAUUGGGGUAUCAUCAGACUUGAUAACUACACUGCAUUGAUCGAUGCUAUCUACUCUCUUGAUGAAGAAAAUGAGACUCCAUCUAACAACAAUAGAGGGAAGAGUGCUGCUGUGGGGAUUGAAACUUCGCAUAGAGUGAAGAGAAACGAGAAACAAAGUGAAGGUUCAUCUACUGGCAUUAGAGGGAAGAAUGUUGUGGUCAAUGUCGUUGACUCUCCUCCUAGUCCUGCUCUGAAGAAGCAGACCAAAAUUUCAUCUUAUGUCAACAGAGGGAAGAAUGCUUUGAGUUUGGGCACUGACCAUCCUCUUCCUAGUGUUGCUCUGAAAAAGCAAAGCCAAGGUUCAUCUAAUUGCAAUAGAGGGAAGAAUGAUGUGGUUCUUGACUCUUCUCAUAGUCUUACUCUGAAGAAGCAAAGCCAAGGUUCAUCUAAUAGGGAGAAGAAUGCUGUGGUCCUUGACUCUCCUCCUAGUGCUACUCUGAAGAAGCAAAGCCAAGGUUCAUUUAAUGGCAAUAGAGGGAAGAAUGCUGAGCCCAUUGACCCUUCUCCUAGUGCUACUCUGAAGAAUCUAAGCCAAGGUUCAUCUAAUGUCAAUAGAGAGAAGAAUGUUAACCCUCCUGCUACUCUGAAAACAAUAUAUGAAACCCGGUUUGCAACCUCAAGCUCGUCCGUUGAGGAAGCCCAUAAACAGCAACAGACUAGCAAUGGUGUUCGCAAGAGGAAGUAUAAAACCAUUAUCCAUGACAUAACCAAAGGCUCAGAGAGCGUUGAGAUCUCCCUGGUUGAUGAUGUUGGGACUGAGAAACUGCCGACUUUCACUUACAUCCCUCACAACAUUGUAUACCAAAGUGCUUAUGUGCAUGUAUCUUUAGCUCGGAUCUCCGAUGACGAUUGCUGCGCAAGCUGCAAGGGGGACUGUCUUUCAGCUGACUUCCCAUGUGCUUGUGCUCGUGAAACCAGCGGAGAGUAUGCGUACACCAGAGAAGGGUUGCUAAAGGAGGAGUUUCUUGACACUUGUCUUAAGAUGAAAAAGGCACCAGAUACCUUUAAUAAAUUUUACUGCCAAGACUGCCCUUUAGAGAGGGAUCAUGGUAAAUGCCAAGGGCACUUGAUCAGGAAGUUCGUUAAGGAAUGCUGGAGAAAGUGUGGAUGCGAUAUGCUCUGUGGAAACCGAGUAGUACAGAGAGGGAUUAGGUGCCAACUUCAGGUUUACUUUACCUCGGAAGGGAAAGGAUGGGGUGUUAGACCACUGAAAGACUUGCCGAAAGGAACCUUUGUCUAUGAAUACAUCGGUGAAAUAUUGACCAACACGGAGUUAUACGAGCGGAAUCUAAGACUUAGUAGUGAGCGGCAUACAUAUCCUGUAACUCUGGAUGCAGACUGGGGUUCUGAAAAGGAUUUGAAAGAUGAAGAAGCUCUCUGCCUGGACGCCACAAUCUGUGGAAAUGUCGCUAGGUUUGUUAAUCAUAGAUGUGGGGAUGCAAACUUGAUCGAUAUUCCGGUACAGAUAGAGACUCCUGACAGACAUUAUUACCAUAUUGCCUUUUUUACCAUUCGAGAUGUGAAGGCCAUGGAAGAACUGACAUGGGAUUACAUGAUAGAUUUCAGUGAUGAAAGUCAUCCUGUGAAGGCAUUUAGAUGUAACUGCGGAAGUGAGUUAUGCAGAGACAAAAAGCCAAUAGGAUCACGAGGCAAGUCCGGAGAAAGAAGAAAGGUUGUUCAUGCUAAAAAACAACCAGAUACCAAAGCAGUGCCAUUAAAGCGGAAAUGAGGAGGAUUAGUAAGAGUAUAACAUUUAGAAAACAUAACCCACGACAUGCACUUUGAUCCCAUCCUGAGCUUCUUGCUUUAACUCCAACAAAGAACUGUAAUGGUCACAAAAUUUCUUCUCUUAGAAAAAACUUUCUUCUUUAGGUUAAAAUGAUCUGAACUGAACAGAACAUAUUCGUCUGGUGGUAAGAUGACAAAGUUUUUGUAACUUUUGUUUGCUAACCAAAGAAACUCAUAAGCUAA